Cavenderia fasciculata is the source of this 3795-nucleotide messenger RNA. RefSeq names its product polyketide synthase. Gene Ontology annotation, molecular function: oxidoreductase activity. Bases 1 to 3795 code for a protein of 1264 amino acids. The record is from RefSeq and is a predicted model, not a curated record. The transcript is spliced from 2 exons. NCBI's taxonomy places the organism in Eukaryota, Evosea, Eumycetozoa, Acytosteliales, Cavenderiaceae.
AUGAAUACAACUGAAGUUUAUCAAAAGUUAACUAAAUUGGGGUUAUUGUAUGGAGAAACGUUCAGAAGAACCAACAAAAUAUCAUUCAACAAAGAUGGUAAAAUCUUGUCAGAGAUUGAAUGCAAAUCAAGAAACCAUUUUGAAGAAUCAAAUACAGUUUUAAAUGCAUCAGUUUUGGAUUGCCUAUUACAUUCUUGUAUUGUAACAUUUAGAGGUGAACAUCAAAAGUGUGAAGUUGUAUUUGAUAGAGUCAAAGAUUUCCACAUCUACUCUAAUAAUAUUCCAAACCAUCCAUGUCACUCAUUGUUUAUUACAACCAAACAUGAAACCGUCAAUCCUCAAAAAGGAAAUGAAUUUAAACAAUCAAUGGAUAUUAUUGAUCGAGAUGGAAAUACAGUGAUCAAAUGUGGAGAAAUGGUAUGCACAUCGUUGACAAAAGUAUUAAAAGUACAUCAUGCCAAACAUCCAUCUAAAUUUGUCAAACAAGCUAUUUGGCAACCCAAAAAUGCACCAUCAACAAUUGCUUUACCUCUAGACACUAUCAAAUAUUUUGGAACAUUCUUGGAAUCAGCAUCGACCUCUCACAGAAUCAUCAGAAUACUCGAUUUUGGAUUCCACUAUGGUAUCACAAUAGAUCUCGUCAAUAGUAUUCAUUCAUUUUUAGAGUCCAAUCCCAACACGAUCAUUGAUUUUAUCACACAUGAUAGCACUCUAUCGAUUUAUCUUCAAAAAGAUAAUCUGUUGAUUAAAUCGUAUCCAGAAAUCAAUACGACCAGAUCAUUAACGGAUCAAGGAUUCCUUUCAACUAGUUUUGAUUUAAUUCUAUCAACUUUGGAAUACAUCACUGAAAACAAUCAAAUGGUUGGUGAAUUUGAAAGAUUAUUAAAUCCAAAUGGUCAACUUGUCAUCAUCAACACUACAUCAAAUAAUGAAUCAACACUCAUCAUCGAUGAUAAUAUGAUGGAACCAAUCAAUAAUAUUUUCAAAGAUCAACAACUCAAUAUUACUCAUAGUAAUUAUAAUAUACAAUCACCUGAUGAAAUUGUAUUGAUUGGAAGAAAACCAAGUGUUGAAGAAGUCAAUAUUGCCAAGUUUGAUAAUUUAUUAUUUAUCACUCCAUCUUCCCCAUCCUCUUCAUCAAUUGCAACAAGAUUAAUUCAACAAUCAUCAACAACAUUUGUUGCCAAGAAAAUCAGUUUCUUUUCAAAUGAUGAUAUAAUGGAUGAAUGUAAAUAUCAAUCAUUAUUAGAAUCUAUAUCAUAUGAUAGUGUAGAUGGUUGUAACAAAGUUGGAAUAAUCUAUUUGGAAUCAUUGGAAGAAAUGAACUCAUCGAAUCUUGAACUCAAAUCGAUGCAACUCAUCAGAUUACAUCAAAUCAUCAGAAAGGAACAACUACCAAUCAAAUUAAUAACAUUGAUAGCUGGUCAAUUAAAUCAUUGUCUCAGAGUGAUUCCAAGAGAAUAUGGCUCAAAAUCAAGAGGUGAAACCUUCCACUUUGACUCUGUGACAAUCAUUUUAGAUGGCAAUGAUAGUUUUAAUCAAGUAUCACUUGAACAUAUUCUACAAUGUUCAAACUCUGAAUACAUUGGAGAGAGUGAUCUUAAACUAUGUCAAAAUAAUCAAGAUAUUCAACUAUUGGUUGAAAGAAUAAUUGAAUCUCCUCAAUUAUUAGAAUUGGAUCCAAAACUUUCGACUAACACCCAAGAUAUGAAAUUAAUAUUUGAAAUGGACAACAAGUAUCAUAUCAGACAAAAGAAUGAAAUGUUAUUGGAUGACGAGGUAGAAUUCCAAGUCAAAGCAGCAUCUAUCAAUUUUAAAGAUUUAAUGAUUUUAGAAGGCAAAGUAGAUCAAAGAUUAUUCCCAAUUGGUGAUACAUACAAUCCACCACUUGGUACAGAUUCAUCAGGUAUUGUAACAAGAAUAGGAUCAAAAGUUACAAAAUUCAAAGUUGGUGAUGAGGUUUAUGGUAAUUCUGUUGGUUUUGCUUCAUCAACAGUAACCUUUGAAGAUAUGAUUGUUUCAAAACCAAAAGAACUAUCAUUUGUUGAAGCAGCAUCAUUACCAUUGUCAAUGGGAACUGCUUGUUUGGUACUAUUCAAAAAGGCAAAUAUUGAAUGCUCAGAAUCUAUUCUCAUUCACAGUGCAACAGGUGGUGUUGGAUUGGGAAUGUUAAACCUUUUAAAAUUCAAAAAACAUACUGGAAAUAUAUUUGUAACUGUUGGAUCAGAAGAAAAGAAAUCAUACCUUGAAAAACAUUAUGGUUCAUUUAUCACUGCUAUUUUAGAGUAUGACAGCUUCUCUGAAACUAUCAUGGAACUUACCAAAGGUAAUGGAGUCAAUUAUGUCAUCAACACAUUAGACUAUACAAGAAUGCAAGAUAAUUUCAAAUGCCUUUCAGAAAAUGGUGUGGUUAUUGACUUGUCAGUCGAUCAAUUCUUCCAAGUUCGAGAUAUCGAUAUGGGAUCACUCAACUAUGACAAAGGUUACCUAACAUACCACUUUUCACGUAAACAAAUGAAUAUCCACAACAAGAUUAAAAAAAUGGUAGGAGAAGGAUUACAACUACCUCCGAUCACCAUUUUCCAGAGCAACCAAAUUGUUCAAGCAUUUGACCAUGUCCGUUCAAGAAAACAUAUUGGAAAGGUUGUUAUUGACUUUGAAAAUGUUCAAACAGAUGUCAUUGAUCCAAUGUUAUCACAACCACAUAAACCAUUGGAAAAAAGUCAUUACAAUUUGGAAGGUAUUGGAGAAACACUUUUAAUAUCUGGUCAGACUGGUAUUGCAGUAGAAUCACUUGGAUAUCUCGUUAAACAUUCAACGCAACUAAGAGAUAUUAUUGUUGUCACAUAUUCAUCUGCCAAAUUUGAAAUUCAAUUAUUGGUCAAUGAAAUUAGAAAGAAUUACAGUCAUAUUACACUACACUUUGUUCAAUGUGAUAUUGGAGAUUAUGAUCAACUCAAAUCAUCGAUAUUGGAUCUUUACCAAAGAAUACCAACCAUCAAGCCAGUGUCUGUAGUCAUUCAUUGUGCCAAUACAUAUAUGACCAUUAAAGCUGAUGAUAUUGAUAUGGAGAGACAUCAUACAGCGAUGUCAGGUAAAGCAACAGGUGCAUUUAAUCUUCACAAUCUAUUUGUAGAACUAGAUUGGAAACUAAACCAUUUCCACAUGUUAUCAUCGAUUGCUCAAUAUAUUCCAGUCGAUGGUUUGAGUUAUUCAAUUGGAAAUGCAUUCCUUGAUGGAUUGGCAAGACAUAGAAGAGAACGCGGACUGAAUUCAACCUCUGUCAAUUGGGGAAGUAUUGGACAAACUGGAAAAGUAGCAUCUGAUAGAGGUGUUGGUUUGGUGUUACAUUCAUUUGGUCUAGCAAUGAUGCCAUUGUCAGCAAUCUAUGGUAUAUUUAGAAGUUCAUUUAUCAACAAAACCACACCAAUCACCAAUCUAAUUUGUGCAGAUGUUCAACCUAAAAGUCUUGUCUCUGAAUUACCAUAUCUAGAACAUGUCUAUGCUCACUAUUUAAAUAUCUCUAGUAACAACAAUGGUAACCAAUUAGAUGCAAGUGCAGGAUCAAUAGACAACAAGAUAUUAGACUUUAUUUCAGAGACACUAUCAAUCGAGAAACAUUUACUCAACGGUGACACCAAACUCAAAGAUUAUGGUGUCGAUUCAAUGACUGCCAUUCAAAUCAAAGGUCAAAUUGAAGUAGAGUUUAACAAACCACACAUCCUCAACCAAUCACAUAUUUCUAAUGGAACUAUUAAUUCAAUUAUUGAAAGUGUUAAAAAGAGUUUGAAAUAA